AUGAUGGCGGGGAUCCCGGGUUAUCGUGACAGGAAAGCCACAGUGCCACCUUCCCACAUCCACUGUAACAGCCAGAGCGUCCAAGAUGCCAAUGGGUCUUUGUCCAGCGAUACCAUCUCGUCCAAAGGAAAAACCAUGAAGACCACUCUGACGGACUUAGCGCCAGAGCUGAUUGAGCGAAUCUGCGCCGAGGUUGCCUUUCAGUACAACGCAACACCGGAGGACAUCAAGGACAACCUCAGGCACCUUCGUCUCGUCUGCAGGCAGCUCAAGUACCCACCUGAGAUCUACCUCUUCAGGGACGUCACGCUCGACGCGCGCAAGAAGCGCAGACUUUCGUUCGUGCCUGAAGCACAGGUCCAGGACCACAUCGACGACAAUGGGUCCAUCUUCCGCUUCUGUAAAGUCCUGAGGAUCAAGUUUGGAUGCAACUCGAAGAAGGAAUGGACGGCGACGCAGAUUAAAAUGCCUGGGAUGAGCGACGCGUUCCUUGUCCCCGUCUUGAGCGCGUUUCAGCAGGUCCGAAGUGUUGAAUGGCAUGUAGAAUCAGCGGACCCCUCUCCCCAAAUCAUAACCGCCCUGCGCUCUCUUCCGUUACUAAAGACACUCCUCCUUCACUUUAUCGGCAUCCCAUUCCACGACUUCCCACUUCCUACUCUCUCCUCCCUUCACAAGCUCUCCAUCUCCAAUAUCCGAGAUGGCCGCUACGUCCAGGAAAUAUUAACCCAGGUCUCCUUCAUGCUCGUGUCCAACCCAUAUCUCACCCACCUCUCGCUCGACUUCUCCAGCAACACCGACAGAAGCAUUCGCUUCCCCUUCCCAAGCUUCCCAAAGCCCACCCCCGAGAAUCCAUUCCCUUGCAAGCUGGAGUACCUACGCUUCCGAGGGUGCGGUUUCAAAUUCAGAGGGCGACCCCAAUUGGGUUGCCUUACUUACCUCGAUAUUGACCACACGACUUUCCCCUCAAACACGAACAUCUGGGCUAUCCUUGGCGACACAGUCAAGCUGAGGACCAUAAUCGUCGACUCAAUACCAGCAACUUUGGCGACGUACCUCCAGUCGUAUUCGGGUCUCGAAAAGCUGAUCCUUCGAGCUCCAAAGAAAAGGCAUUGGGGCGAGGCACAAGGCGGCUGCGAUCGAGAGAUGUUCUACAAGAAAGUGCUGCCAUUGCACAAGGAGUCGAUUGUCGCAUUGGCAUUGUAUAACCUAUCUCCAGUGUAUUGGAGCACCGUCGACGAAUACACAUCGGUUCUUUUGGAAUGUAAAAACCUUGAAGCCCUUUCGGUGGACGUAAGUCUUGAGCACAUUGGAGGCCACGUCCGGAAUUUACCUGAAAUGUUAACAAACCUCCUUACGUUCCCGCUUUUGCGUUCCGUCGGACUAUACUGGACUUCCGACCUCCGAUUUACCGGCGAUCACCAGCUCUACGUGUGGGGCAUCGAACGAAACAUCAUGGAGUUCGAGUUGCCCCAUGACAGGGACAUUUUCCGCAUCUCAACAAUCAGAAACUUCUUCGAACCGACACUUCUGGAGGGUAGACAUCGCUGGGGGGCUACGCCGGUUAAACCCGUGUCAGGGAUUGCAAUUGAUCUGGGUUGGGUUCUCUGA
Messenger RNA from Coprinopsis cinerea okayama7#130, 1608 nucleotides. RefSeq lists its product as hypothetical. The transcript has 4 exons. The record is from RefSeq and is a predicted model, not a curated record. The coding region runs from base 1 to 1608 and encodes 535 amino acids. Lineage: Eukaryota; Fungi; Basidiomycota; Agaricomycetes; Agaricales; Psathyrellaceae.